Messenger RNA from Prosopis cineraria, 1741 nucleotides. Its product is annotated as ACT domain-containing protein ACR4-like. The transcript is spliced from 7 exons. The record is from RefSeq and is a predicted model, not a curated record. The coding region runs from base 91 to 1440 and encodes 449 amino acids. Lineage: Eukaryota; Viridiplantae; Streptophyta; Magnoliopsida; Fabales; Fabaceae.
ACACUCCCCACCCAAGUCUUUGCGUCAAGCCAGCCAAUCGUGAGAAAAGCUUUUCGUGGAGAAGAUCACAGAAUCCUCAGGAGAUUCAUUAUGGCUUUUUUCUCGGAGGCUGACAUGUCCGUUAGUUUUUCUCAUUACUACGACGACUAUGACAAUCUCUUCCGGAGAUUGAACCCACCAAGGGUUGUGAUUGAUAACGAAGCCUGUGAUAAUGCCACUGUAAUGAUGGUUGAUUAUGCAAACAAGCAUGGAAUACUUCUUGAAGUCGUUCAAAUCCUCAAUGAUCUCAACCUUAUCAUAACCAAGGCUUACAUAUCUUCUGAUGGAGGAUGGUUCAUGGAUGUUUUCAAUGUCACUGACCAAGAUGGAAACAAGGUUACUGAUGAAGCUGUUCUGAAUUACAUUCAAAAGAAUCUUGGACCAGAUUCUUGUUGUAUUUCUCCCAGGAGAUCUGUUGGGGUUAAGCAAUCAAUGGACUACACAACAAUAGAAGUACUGGGAGCUGAUAGGCCUGGAUUACUCUCGGAAGUAAGUGCUGUUCUAACCCACCACAAGUGCAACAUAGUGGAUGCAGAGGUCUGGACACACAAUGCUCGCGCGGCCGCUGUGAUGCGUGUAACUGAUGAAGAAACUGGGUCUGCUAUAACUGAUCCACAUAGGCUAUCUCUGAUCAAGGAGCUUCUGUCUAAUUUGCUUGCUUCAUGUGACAACAAAAAGGGAAGAGCUAAGACUGUGGUCACUGAUGAAGUCACUCAUACUGAUAGAAGGCUUCACCAGAUGAUGUGUUCUGAUAGAGAUUAUGAGCGAGAUCCUUUUGAUGAUGAUUCUGAUCGGAGGUCAAGGCCUAAUGUGAAUGUUGUUCCUUGCUCUGAGAAAGAUUACUCUAUCGUUUCCAUCCAAUGUAAGGACAGGCCAAAGCUUGUGUUUGACGCAGUUUGUGCUCUGACAGACAUGGAAUAUGUUGUUUUCCAUGGAAGUAUUGAUGCUCAAGGACCAGAAGCAUAUCAGGAAUAUUACAUCAGACAUGCUGAUGGAUCCCCCAUAAAAUCAGACGCAGAAAGACAGAGAUUAGUACAAUGUAUUGAAGCUGCCAUUGAGAGAAGAGUUUCAGAGGGAGUGAAACUAGAGCUCUGCACAGGUGACAGAUUUGGACUACUUUCGGAUCUGACAAGGAUAUUGAGAGAGAACAGCCUCGACGUGACCAGAGCACAAGUGUCCACAAAGGAAGGCAAAGCUAUAAACACAUUCUACGUUCGCGGCGCUUCUCGUUGCCCUAUUGAUUCCAAUUCCAUAGAAUCCGUUCGUCAAAUUAUUGGCAGCAGCAUUCUCAAAGUAAAGGGAACAACACCUAUACCUGCAAAUUCACAAAAUUCCAGAUUCCUCUUUGGUGGCAUUUUCAAGUCCAGAUCCUUUGCAGACCUGGUCAAGUCUUAUUGUUGAUGAAGUUUACAUGUUUUCUUUGUACAGCCAAACAUCGGGUCAGAAAUUAGGAACACUAACAUGACACAUUUUCAAAAGCAUAGGGAAGAGACCCUCAAUUUCCUCUGAUUUGUUUUCUUACAACAAAGUUUAUCUUUAGAUUCUCACUAUAGAUCCAACCAUGCGUGAGUUGGAGACUAGCUUUACAGAUGAAAGCAUAGAGAACCUUAACUGUGUAGUGUAGGGCCUUAACCAUGACUCUCUAUGUAAAGAAUUCAACAUUUGUGUAUAGUAUUAUAUCAAAUAUUAUCCAUUUCUCUGA